UCUAAUUUUGUCAUUACAAUGUAUUUGUUUGCCAUGGGAAUAUAAAACUUGGGGGAAACAGAAAAGCACACUUUCUGACAGCAUGUUACAGUAGAAGGAACUGUUUCCACAUGUGACAUUUAAGGACAAAGACAGAUAUACUAUUGGAGAUAUGAAUGUGUUAAUCAUGGUAACCUUUAUUCUAAAUAUAGCAAUCGUUUCAUUGCAUGCAUUCAAUGUCAACGCAACGAAUUUAUUUUACCAGUAUGCACUUAUCUGUGGACCGAACUUUCAUAAUAGUUCUUUAAACAUCUGGUCUUUUCCGUCAGUGCCAAAGCAAUUAAAUAUUUGCGAGGAAUGUAAUCGUAGUAUAGACUGCAGUGCUUCUAACUGUUGCCCAGAUAUAGAAUUAUCGCGUCAAAUAGGGCAAUGUGAAAGCAAUAUAAUAUAUUCAUCAGAACCGAAUGAAAUUUAUAACGAAUACAGAAUGUUAUCUACGUGUCCCCACAAUACAAGAUCAACACUUAAUGAACUAUGUGUGAAGAGACGAAGCAUUCAACAAAGAAUUCAGGAUGCACCUGUCACGUCUAGAUUAACAAGAAUAUCAUUUCGAAACAAGUUUUGUGCUCUUUGCAACAAUGAAACUAAUUAUGUACCAUGGGAUGUUGAUAUCAUUUAUACAUGUAAUGGUGUUUCUGAAUAUUUAACCGCUAAAUAUGUUGUGGAAACUAUUGCUAGUCAAAAGUGUGGAACAAUUAAGUAUCGUCCGGGCAUAAUAGGUGUGAUACAAUGCAAUAAACCUGAUUUUUCCUUAAUACAUACAUGUAACGUCACUGGAACGUGGUUGAAAUUUGACAAAGACAUCGAAUUUGCGUGUAACAAAUUUGAAAAUAAAUUUAGAUAUUAUAAAAAUAUAUUUUGCUAUAUUUGCAAUCCUCCUGUAACAUUUCAAGAAAGAUUGAUCAUAUCAAAGUGCAAUUUAACAGGAUUAUGGACGGAAUAUAGCAGAGAUAUGGAAAAUUCAUGCAGAAUAGCCGAACAAAGUAAAGCCACAUAUCCUUAUAAGAAUAUAUUUUGUUAUAUUUGUAAUCACAACAUACCGGAGAAAAAUGUGUUUCACUUGGAGUCAUCCUUAGAUUCUUUCAAGUAUUAUUUAUUUGAUAAUUUCCAUAAUAAAGAUCAUUAUAAAAAGGAGAACGAAACAUUUGACUCAGAGAGUAUUGCAAACGGCCACAAAGAAUUUUACCGGUGGCAUAUCAUGUUAUCCUGUCCAAUAUCUCUUCCUGUUGGUGUUCUGGAGAAUAAUCACUCAACUUUUGAAAAACUAGGCAUGGCAAAAUAUUGCAAUAUAACUAAGCAAUACAUCGACAUAUUCGUUAUAGAUAAGAAGUACCAUUCUUUGGCAAUACUAUUCAAAAUGUACUGGGCAUUUGUUUUUUCAACAAAUUACAUUAUUUAUUCAAUUUACAACGAUACACAAAUACGUUGUACGGAUUGCUCAGAGGUGCACGACAUGUAUUUUAGAAUAUUUACACCACAGUGUGAAUCUUUUAUUCAAAAGGAAAACUAUCGGUAUCCAUUAGAAUACCUAAUGUGCGUUUGUUCUAAGAGAAGUGGGACGGAUGUGUUGUAUCCACCAAUUUUUAUUGGUGGUAAAACUGCAUUUAAUAUUUUUCGUAUAAAAUCGUAUUCAACACUUGCAAGCCAAUGCCGUGAAACACAGAUAUAUGAUCAUUAUAAGGAUAUAUGUCGUACGGCUGGCUGUUUUAUAAGUAAAAAAUUCCACCAAAAAAGAUGUGUUGACGAUUCGUCCUUUAAUAUUUCUGGAUAUACACUGCCACUGAAACUUGAGCAAGUAAAUAAAAGUGAGUUUAUCAUUGACAAAGUUAUAGCCAACAUGGAAUUACAAUGUAAUCGGAAUAUAACUUAUUCAACUCCUUUUUGUUUGAACGACGUUGAAAAUAAAAAUGAUAGCAUAUUAUUUCUCCUGAUAGAAGCUGUAAACCAACUUAAUAGAACUCAUUUUGAACACGAAUUAUUAGAAUUCAUAUCCGGUGAUUAUAUGUCCCAAUUUAUAAAUACCAUUAAUUUAAAUGAUAAAAAGAUUAUCGCAGAUGUCAUUUAUAGUAGGAAUAAGUCAAUUUCAUGUAUUCCCAGCUUGUAUCCUCUUCUGUCGAAAAUAUUAAUGUGCAGACAUGUAGUUUUCAAGUUGAAUGAAUACAGCAAUGUCGAUUUCAUCGUGAGAGUGAAUGGAUUUGUAAAUGAGUUUCAAUUAUAUGAUUAUCAUAUAGACACAAACAAUGAUCUGUGGCUUUGCUUGGAGGAUUUCGAUUCUUUAGAAAAACCAAACGAUUAUACAAACGUCAUAUAUUUUGUGAUAUUUAUUAUCUGCAGUGUAGUAUCGUCAUUGUCUUUACUCAUGACGUUAACAACGUACUGUUUAUUUCCAAAAUUACGAACUGUUCCAGGUAAAAAUUUAAUGAGUCUAUCUGUUUCACUUCUAUUGCACCACAUUACAUUCAUUCUAUUCAUGACGACACAUGAAACCGGAACAUUUUGUAUGAUACUGGCCAUUUCAAUGCAUUAUUUUCUGUUGUCUUCAUUCGGGUGUCUUUUUGUUUGUGCAUGGCACAUGUUCAAGAUCUUUGGCACUGGAAGCAUUGCUUUAACAAUAGAGGCAAGCAGAAACAAACACUCAAUUCGAUGGUACAUCACAUUUUCCUAUUUGUACGGAUUGAUGUUGAUAGUAACAAGUAUUAUCAUCUAUGCGACAAUUACUGAUGGAGAGUCUAUAGGAUACGGCGAUAGGCAUUGUUUUAUUUCGUUUAGAGAAAUGAUAUUUGCUACUUUGAUAACUCCACUUGUGAUUUUGUCAGGAGCAGAUAUAAUACUUUUUGUUAUCACAGUCUACCGACUAAAAAACCGACCACGUAUCAUGACUGAUGAUACAGAGAAACGAAAAGAUGUAUGGAUAUUUUUAAGGCUAUUUGCAGCCACUGGAUGUUCCUGGAUACUUCUGUUGAUAAACGCUUUCGUUGAAAAUUCAACUUUGGCCUUAAUUAUUUCUUGUAUAAACAGUUUGCAAGGUUUAUACAUAUUUAUAGCAUACAUCUGCAACAAACGCAUAUAUAAUAUGUAUAUUUCUAAACUACGCCAUGGAGAACAUAGCAAUAAGAAAAAGCAUUCCCCUUCAACUUCAUUAACAUCUUUAACAAAAAUAAGAACAAAUAUCAUAGAACAAAGUUCUCCAUUAAUUCAAAGGAAGAUCAACACCUGAAAACAUUGCCUAUUUGUGUUAUAAAUUUCAUGAAGCUCCUCAAUUCAUAAUAUAUUUUGGUUUUAACUUUGAAAUUGCAUGCUUUUUAAAUAAUUUUCUUUAUUCUUCAGAAAUCAUAAAUACUCUGAAAAUGCAACCUUGAAGGAUACUGUUUUCAGUAGUUCUCUAUUUAUGCACAUACGUAAGGUUAUUCGGUGAACCAUAAAAACGAUUUUACCCAAACUCCAUUGUUUUUUUUUUCUCAAUCAGGAAUGCACAUUUUUGAAAAAGAUGACACUUGCAAAAAAUUUAAUACAGGCAAAUAUACCUUACAAAAACAUAAUUUUUCAAAUUAAUACUAUAAAUUGUUAGAAAUUUCCGUUUUCAGAUUCCUUAUGCUGAAUAAUAUACUUUGGUCGCCAUUUUGCACCGUUCAACAUAAACUGGUAGAGAAAAUUGUUAUCCAAAAUAUUUGUUUAUAUUUGUAUUUAUUUUUAUUUUCUUAUUCUUGAUGUUUUUUGCAAGAAAGAAGUUAUAUAUGAAUCUAACAUAAAGUAUAAUCAUAUAAAAAGACAUUAUGAAUAAGUUAUCAUAGAUAAUGAAAAACUUUAUUUGAUAUCGAAUUGCUCAUUUACGGAAUCUAAAUAAAUAAUACCAUUCAUACAUUUUUAUUGCCGAUUCCAAAGAUUCAACCUGAUAAGUGAACAAGUAUUAAUCGUCUGGAAUCAUAAAAAAGUAAUAUACUGGACAUUUUCUGCUUAGAAAUCCGAUAAAGGACUAAGUAGUGCCAUACUACAUAUGAACAGGAGAUUAAUGAAUGCUUGUGGACGAUUAUUACUUGUAUUUCUACUAACCAUUAUAAAAGAUACUGCUACAUGUAUAUUAACAAAAGUACCCUUUUAUUACAUAUAGUCAACAAAAUGUUGACCUUCGUUUUGUUUCAUGAUCAAAUAUACUUAUUUUUAUCUAGACAAACUAUGAAAUACUAGAAAA
Messenger RNA from Mytilus californianus (California mussel), 4228 nucleotides. RefSeq lists its product as uncharacterized. The transcript has 3 exons. Gene Ontology annotation, cellular component: membrane. Gene Ontology annotation, biological process: cell surface receptor signaling pathway; G protein-coupled receptor signaling pathway. The record is from RefSeq and is a predicted model, not a curated record. NCBI's taxonomy places the organism in Eukaryota, Metazoa, Mollusca, Bivalvia, Mytilida, Mytilidae. Gene Ontology annotation, molecular function: G protein-coupled receptor activity. The coding region runs from base 152 to 3256 and encodes 1034 amino acids.